Molecule: messenger RNA, 1536 nt
Organism: Hyalella azteca
Lineage: Eukaryota; Metazoa; Arthropoda; Malacostraca; Amphipoda; Hyalellidae
Product: carbohydrate sulfotransferase 4-like
Exons: 5
Coding region: 64-1536 (490 amino acids)
Biological process (GO): N-acetylglucosamine metabolic process; sulfur compound metabolic process
Molecular function (GO): N-acetylglucosamine 6-O-sulfotransferase activity
Source: RefSeq, a predicted model, not a curated record
UCAAUUAUUCCCUUCCAAAUCCUUAAAACAUAUUUGUUCGAAGCAGUUAAACUCAGUCAAAGGAUGAGGCAUUUUUUCUUACCCCGAUACGUGAGAUUUUACCCCAAACUGAUGAAGCUGGCUUUAGUUGCACUGUCCGCAUCUGCAAUAUUCACGAGUUUAUCUCUAACACAUUCGCGCUCGAUUGUCACUUCAGCGAAUGAUAAAAAUAACCCUCCAAGCGAUGAAAAAACAAGGAAUAUGAGCGGCUUAAUUCCUGUAAAAAAACUUGAACAAUUAACCAAUGAUCUGCGAAGGGAAAACAAGAUCCGUGAAACGAAAAAUGAAAAUCAAAAUGAGAAUGUAAAAAAACUAAGUCAGGUUUCCAUGGUUAAUGAAAGUAUCAAAAAUUUUAGGGGCAAGAAAAAUUUCUUUGCGCAAGCAAAUGAAUCCGUUAGGAGAAGAAAUAACGAUUUAACCUCAUUAAAGUAUUCUAGAGUACGCUCCAUCACUGAUAAAUAUUACUUGACUUUCAUGAAAAUGGAAGGCGGUGCUGGAAAAAAAGACUAUUUGGCACCAAUAAAAAUCCGCAUGCCGAGUGCUAACGAAAAUGAAAAAGUUCCUUUGAGAAAGGACCGUCUACUGAUCCUACAUACAAGCCUCGGGCGUGUUGGAAGCUCCUGGGUUUCAGAAAUCUUAGCGCAAGCCAACACUGAAGUACUUUACUUGUUUGAACCUCUCAAAGUUUCCGAGCGAUUGUACAACAAAAGUAUGGAAGCGGACACAGCAGUUGCCAUCAUCUCAAGUCUCUUCAAUUGUGAGUUUUCGAAGGAAAUGUACAAACUCAUGAGAACGUGGAAACUCCUCUACAAGUUGCCUAAUUUGGAUCAAAUUCCUCGAUUUAAUUCAACAUACAUAAUAAAUGAUCUUCCGAAUAUCUGUAGAAGUGCUUCGAUAAUUAUCAUUAAGGAUAUUCGUAUGUCAGUGGCCAGCACAGAACAUCUUUUAGCCUCCUCAGCUCUGCGUGAGCUGCGAAUCAUUUACCAAGUUCGUGACCCGCGGGCGCAGUUGACGUCGUGGGUGAAAAAUAAAAUGGAGUUUAUGAUAAACUCGACAGCUUUGUGCAGUCAACUUGACAAAGAUUUAAGCGAUUUUUCAAAACUUUCUCAAAAGUUUCCAAAAAACUUCUACUUCGUUCGGUAUGAAGAUUUAUGCCGGAGCACCGCAGAUCAAUUACAAAAACUGUGGAACUUCAUUCGAUCGGGUGUCAGUGAACCUCUACCGGAACCCGUCUCAAGUUACAUCGAAUCCCACAACAGCAACAUACAAAAACAAUCAUACUCGACGUAUCGCAUAAAAGAACUUCAAUGGAGUUCAUGGAGAAACGAUAGAUUUUCAGUUACCGUAUUAAAGGAAGUCGAAGCUGCGUGCUCUGCAUCCAUGAGAAUGUUAGGCUACUUGAAGCUGACAGAGGAGCGAAACGUAAGGAAUUUGUCUAUUCCUUCCGUUGAACGUCUCAAUUGUUCUUAUUUCGGUAGAGAACAAUUAUGUUCGUGA